Messenger RNA from Brachypodium distachyon (stiff brome), 3896 nucleotides. Its product is annotated as protein PLASTID MOVEMENT IMPAIRED 1-RELATED 1. The transcript is spliced from 2 exons. Bases 93 to 3593 code for a protein of 1166 amino acids. The record is from RefSeq and is a predicted model, not a curated record. NCBI's taxonomy places the organism in Eukaryota, Viridiplantae, Streptophyta, Magnoliopsida, Poales, Poaceae.
CCAAAGCAAGGCAUCCGCUCCCCUGUCUUCGGCCGGCCGCGCCGUCUUCCCCCAAAAAAUCCCCACCCAAACCCAAGCAGCACCGCCGGCCCAUGUCGUCUCGCCGCCACCCGCCGCCGGCCGCCGACCGCGCAGCCGAGGCGGGGGACGCGGCCCUCGCGCGCGACAUCGUCACGCUCCACCAGGCCCUCUCCCUCGACCCCUCGCGCCGCCGCCGCUCCUCCCUCCCGCUCCCCUCCCCAUCUGUCGACCAGGCCCGCCACAAGCCCAAGCUUAAGCCCUCGUCGUCGCGCAAGCUCCUGCCCUCUGCAUCGUCUUCGUCCUCCGUCUCCACCUCCUCAUCGUCGUCUUCCUCGUCCUCGUCGUCGUUCUGGAAGAAGUCCUUGACGGCUAUCUCCCACCUGGGUCGGCGCCGCCUCGACUGCGCCUUCACUCUGCGCGUGCACUCCGUCGACGGCCUCCCCGCCGCGCUCGAUGGCUCCCCGAUUUCUGUCCACUUCCGCCGCUUGUCCGUGUGCGCAUCCACUCGGCCCGUCGCGCCGGCCCUCGGCGCCGUCGCGUUCGAGGAGGCGCUCACACAGCGCUCGCCCGUCUACUUCUCCCGCGGAGCCAAGACCGCGGUCAAGUAUGAGCCCCGGGCCUUCACCGUCACCGUCGCAGCCUCAGCUCUCGAGCUCGGCAAACACGAGGUUGACCUGACCCGUUUGCUACCGCUCUCCAUCGACGACCUCGAGGAGGGCGGUGACUCCGGAUUCGGGAAGUGGAGUACGAGCUUCCGCCUGUCAGGUGUCGCCCGCGGCGCGCGGCUCAAUGUCACCUUCUCCUGCGCGCUUGUAGGCUUCGGUGGGGAGAAGCAGAAGGGAGGGGAAGUGGCGGGGCUGAGACGGGGCUCCAUGGCGCGGCAGGUGUCCGUGCAGACCCCGACGCCAGUGCCAGCACGGAGCCGGGACGUGAGGGUGUUGCACGAGAUCUUGCCGAGCGUGAGGCCUGUAAAGGCCUUGCCUUUUGAUGGUGAUGCAGGUGUUGAUGCCAGGAAGGGUGAGGUGGCAACAGUAGACCACGAGGAGGAUGGUUCGCCAGAGUCCAAGCAUUGCACAUCAGUGGAGGUGAAGAAGGUGGAGGAGGGCUCGUCACUUGUUGGUGAUGCAGGUCUUGAUGCGACGAAGGAUGAGCCAAACCAUAGCACAUCAGUGGAUGUGAAGAAGGGAGAAGAGGUUUCCGUGCAUCCAGAGGGUGAUUGUGAUGCUGCAGAAUUCAAUGUAGUUGAGCAGGGAGUUGAGGAGGUUGCCCUCGAGGAUCCAACCCAGUUCAAACCUGUUGAAGCUGAUGAUGUGCCUGGUCGAGUGGAGGGUUGUAGGGGUGAAGCUAACGAAGAGCCUGCAUUAGUAUGCGACGAUGUUGUUAAAGAGGAGAUAGCUGAAGUGAAGCUGGAAGAGGAGCUCAGUGAUGUUGAUCUUGUACGAGAGGAUGGGGGAAACAAGCAGGAUGCACCAGUCAAAGCGACCUUGUUGCCUACUGCAGCAUUCGAAAAAGAUGGUCAGUUCACAGCAGAUGCAGAACUGGGGGAUCUGGAGUGUAUAUUCAACAAAUUCUCAAUUGUCGAGCCAGAGGAAUUUGAAUCUCCCAUUCUAGACGAUAAGCUUUCUAGGCGCUUGAGCUGCAUGGGUUCGGAAGAUAGUUACAAUUCCGCCAGUAGGAAGAGCAGAUCACGCAGCGUGGAUGCUUCAUCUGAUUUUGUUGCUAGUGAGUUUUUGGAUAUGCUUGGGAUAGAUCAUAGCCCAUUUGGGCAAACAUUAGAUAGUGAUCCGGAGUCACCAAGAGAGCGGCUUUGGAAGCAGUUUGAAAAGGAAGCUCUAGCGUCUGGGGACUGUAUUCUUGGUUUGAACUUUGAAGACGGAGUGGAAGAACCUAGCUGUGAAGACGUUGCGGAGGAUCUCGAUCUCUCCACAAUCAUACGAGAGGCUGAACUUGAGCUGCAGAAUGGUGCUCUGCUCAUAGACACCACAGUUAGAGCCAAGUCGUUGGAAGAUGAGGAAACUGAAGCCCUAAUGCGACAGUUUGGGCUAAAUGAGAAGUCCUUCCAAUCUUCUCCACCUGGAAAUGGAAGUGGGUUCGGUAGCCCCAUUCAGUUCCCACCUGAGCAGCUCCUUGACCUCCCACCUUUAGCUGAUGGUUUGGGCCCAUUUAUUCAGACAGAAGAUGGCGGAUUUCUGCGGUCAAUGAGUCCAGUUCUUUUCAAAAAUGCAAAGAACAAUUGUAGCUUGGUCAUGCAGGCUUCUUCUCCAAUUGUACUACCAGCAGAAAUGGGCUCUGAAAUUACUGAGAUAUUGCAUGGUCUGGCUUCAGUUGGAAUCGAGAAGUUAUCGAUGCAAGCAAACAAACUUAUGCCCUUAGAAGAUGUCAAUGGGAAAAUGAUGCAGCAGCUUGCCUGGGAGGCUUCUCCUGCUCUAGAGUCUUCUGAAAGAUAUGACCUACUGGAGAAUCACGUUGUGGAUGCUUUGGCAGGAGGGAUCGGUAAUGCUGCCAUGGGAAAGAAGAAUAAAGGGAGAGGUUCUGAUCUGUUAUCAUCAAUGGGUAGAAAAAAUGUUUCGGAGUAUGUUUCACUUGAGGAUCUUGCCCCAUUAGCGAUGGAAAAGAUUGAAGCCCUUUCCAUUGAGGGUCUGAGAAUACAAUCUGGCAUGUCUGAAGAAGAGGCACCCUCCAAUAUUAGUGCCCACCCUAUUGGGGAAUUUUCAUCUCUGCAAGGGAAGUCCGUAGAUAAUACUUUGUCCCUUGGUUUGGAGGGAACUGCAGGGCUGCAGCUUUUGGAUGUUAAACAAAGUAGUGAUGAUGUUGAUGGAUUAAUGGGCUUGUCAAUCACUCUAGAUGAGUGGAUGAGACUUGAUUCUGGAGUAGUGGAUGAAGAAGAGCAGUUCAGUGACCGGACAUCGAAAAUACUUGCUGCACACCAUGCCAAAUCAAUGGACCUACUUGCUGAAAGCCAGAGUGCGGACAAAAAGAGCAGGAGAUCUGGUAGAAGAUGGGGUUUGUUAGGGAAUAACUUUACAGUUGCUCUCAUGGUUCAACUGCGCGAUCCGCUACGUAACUACGAACCAGUUGGCACACCGAUGCUUUCUUUGAUUCAAGUGGAGAGGGUUUUUAUUCCCCCAAAGCCCAAGAUAUAUACCAACAUUUCAGAGAAAGGUAACAGUGAGCAAGACGACGAGGAGCCCAAGACAGAACAGAUUCUCGAUGCACUGGUCAAUGAAGAAAAAGUUGAGGAGGAAGAGUCUGUUCCUCAGUUUAAAGUCACAGAAGUCCAUGUAGCUGGUUUUAAGAGCGAGCCUGAAAAGACAAAACCAUGGGGUAAUCAAACACAGCAGCAAUCUGGCUCAAGAUGGCUGCUAGGAGCUGGCAUGGGUAAGGGCAAUAAGCAUCUUCUGAUGAAAUCCAAAGCUAUUGCAAAGCCAACGAAAGAGGCAGCUGGUCAGCAAGGUGACACCCUUUGGAGCAUUUCUUCCCGCGUUCAUGGACCAGGGACAAGAUGGGGCGAGUUAGCAGGGUCUAAGCGGAACCCGAAUAUCCUCCUUCAAAAGGAAAAGAGAUUCCGGUGAUGACUUCAGGAAUUCUAGGAAGUUAGUACUUGGAUGCUGAGUGAGAGGGAGGGGUUUUAUAACCUAGCCUGAAUUGUCCUGAUGGACUACUAAAUCAUGUAAAUCUAGUGUUCUUUUUUCUUGAUAAAUAUUUCUCUCAUCAGCUCUGCUCAUAUGUGCAUCGAUUGGGCUCCUUUUAAAUUCACCCCCUGCUCUUAAUUGUGCUGAGAAACUAGUGUUUCUGGUGUUACUAUUUCAAAAUCGUUUUUCUGUAUGUAAAGGUGCGAUUCUGUCUUCUGGGAAAGUGUUAAGUGCAUCUCUUCA